UUGUAGUUGGCCCAAAAAGACUUGCCCGGCCCAAUCAAAUCAAAUCUCACCGAACCCUAGCCCAGCUGUUCUGUCGAGGGAAUCCGGAACCAGCCAGACACCCAUCCGCGUGCGUGAGGUGAUCGGAGAAUCCCGUCUUGAGUGAGGAGGAGGAAGACCGGCCGGCGGCGACGCGGGGAGAAACAUGGGGAAGAUGCCGGUGCGGAUGAAGGCGGUGGUGUAUGCGCUGUCGCCUUUCCAGCAGAAGGUGAUGCCGGGGCUGUGGAAGGACAUCACCACCAAGAUCCACCACAAGGUCACCGAGAACUGGAUCUCCGCCACGCUCCUCGUCACCCCCGUCGUCGGCACCUACCAAUACGCCAUGUGGUACAAAGAGCAGGAGAAGCUUUCCCACAGAUAUUAAAUGCAACUUGACUGCAACAGCAGCUGGAGUUUUCAUGAUGGGUUUUAUAAACCUCCAAUGAUUUAACAUUUGUUGGAUCAAUUUUAGUCCAACGCCUUUUCAUCUUUCCAUAUGCAUAUAAGGUAUCUUUGCCUGGCAAACUUAUUGAGGCUAGCUAAAUAUGGACCUUUUGUCUCUGAAGUUGUUAAAUAAAGCAAAUUAACUGGUGGUUUCUCUUGUUAUUAUGUUCAAGAAUUGGUAACUGGGUUUCUUUGUCA
This is a messenger RNA of Sorghum bicolor (sorghum), 660 nucleotides long. RefSeq names its product cytochrome b-c1 complex subunit 8. Lineage: Eukaryota; Viridiplantae; Streptophyta; Magnoliopsida; Poales; Poaceae. The transcript is spliced from 2 exons. The coding region runs from base 185 to 403 and encodes 72 amino acids. The record is from RefSeq and is a predicted model, not a curated record. Gene Ontology annotation, biological process: mitochondrial electron transport, ubiquinol to cytochrome c.